Molecule: messenger RNA, 1099 nt
Organism: Caenorhabditis angaria
Lineage: Eukaryota; Metazoa; Nematoda; Chromadorea; Rhabditida; Rhabditidae
Source: the annotation of a GenBank genome assembly
AUGAAUCUGCCAAUUAUAAUAUCGAAAAACAAAUUGAAAGCCAGUUUCGACAAAAUUCACGAAUGGGAUGGAAAAGCGAGAAGUAGCGAAGAAUUCGAUAUCGCAGGUGUCAAAUGGAUGAUUGGCAUCGAAUUGGAGCCGAUCAAUUCUGACAAGCGAUUGCAUGUGUUUUUAUGCUGUGAGAUGGAUGGAGUUUGGAUAAGUGCUGUCGAUAAUUUGCAAUUUAAACUUUUAAGUGGGUUUUUAGGGAUAAAAACCUAUAAAAUAACUGUUUUCAGGGUAUUUCAAUCCAGACAUUGUGCAAAUAAAUACAACAAAAUAUUUGAUGAAUUGUGAUAGUUUUGUGGGAACUCAAAUUUCGAAAUUUCAAUGGUCAAAAAUGUGUCCAUCAAACUAUGGAUAUGUAAGAAGUAACUCGAUUUCUUUCGAAAUCACCUUCGACUUCAUUUAUCAACAUUUCAAUAAAAUCGAACAUUUCACAGAUUUUGUGAUAAAUAUUGAUCAAAUGGAAUUGAAUGUUAAUAAGGGAGUGAGUUUUGAAAAAUUUAUUUUAAAAAUAUCAAUUUUUUUCAGUUUCUCUGCGCUUCCUCUGAAUAUUUUUAUAAUAAAAUUGUUGUUGCGCGAGAAAGAAAAGAAGAAAUUCGAAAAAUCACAAUCCCUGACAUUGAAGUUGGUCCCUUUAUGCUUCUUCUCGCUUUAAUGCACCCAAGCCUUGAUGUUCCUGCUGAAAAAUUGGAGAACUCUUUGGAAUUGGCGAAUCGCUUCAAAAUCAACUCAAUUAAUCUGAAAUAUGCUUCGAAAAUCCUCGCAGUCAUUGAACAUCAUUCAAAGAAUCCGGAAUAUCAAAUGAAGCCAAAAUAUUUUUUGAAAUGUUUACAGUUUGCUGAAAAAGCUGAAAUGAAUCAGGAAUUUAUGGUGAGACACAGAAUUUUUAAAUUAUUUGAAAUACCUUAACAAUUGUUUUAAUUUUGAGAGUUUUCUGAUGAACACGUUUCAAACUUCGAAGGAAAUAAAACAAUUCUCGAAAAUUUCUGGAUUCGAGAAUCUCAAAGAAUCGACAAAAGCCAUGCUUCUUCAUCGAGUUUUGGAAACACUUUAA